AUGCAUUUUGUCCAAGAAAAUUUGGACACGAUUCCCUUCAAAACUUUACGUCGCGAUGAAGAAAAGAUAGGCUUUCAAGAGCAAUCAGACCAAAUGAAAAAGAUAUUACAAGACGAUCCCGCCUUAUUUCUGAGUAAAUGGGGGCGUUAUUUACCCCACAGCGUGUUAAGUCAAUUCCAAAGCAUCAAAGAUAAUUAUGAAGUGGAUUUUUAUCUCAAGAGUUUGCUUUAUGAGGAUGAAGAGGAAGUCUCGACACGCCCAGCCAAGUCAGCUUUACGCACGCUUGUUCAAAAUAGACGUUAUGAAUAUUUGAAACGACACUUAAAAGACUCGGAUUAUUUCUCAGACGAAUCUAUCCAAUUACGGGAUCCAGCUUUAUACGACCAGUAUAUUGGUCAGCAUAUAUCUGCUCAAGAAAAAGAAGAACCGUUUGCAGAUGAUAUGACCCUUGUGAAUCGAAUCUUAAGUAAUAUCGAUCGAAAAUUCGUAGACGAUCAUUUACAUCGUCAAAAGAUUGUGGAUGAAGAACAAAUGGAGGAGGAAGAGGAGAGUGAGAGUGAGGAUGAGAUACUGGAAAAAUCUACACCCACAGUGAUUACAAAAAAGAAGACGAAAGAUGUUAAUAUGACGGAUUCUGACUUACCCAAAGACGAUGUAUUAGAUUCUGAUGAAGACAAUAUGGAAGAAAUAGAUGAAAAUGAUACGGAAGAAAUCAUGAAAUUCAGGGAAGAACAACGAUUAGAGCUAAUUCGACUGCUUGAAGAAAAGUUUUUAGCGGGAAAAGAUGAUUUCGACUAUGACCAGGUGGAUUACAAUGAGGAAUAUGAUGAUCUCGAACAGUUGGAACGGGAUAUCCAAGAUCGAUACUUUGACGAAGAUUAA
Mucor mucedo is the source of this 882-nucleotide messenger RNA. RefSeq names its product coiled-coil domain-containing protein-domain-containing protein. The record is from RefSeq and is a predicted model, not a curated record. NCBI's taxonomy places the organism in Eukaryota, Fungi, Mucoromycota, Mucoromycetes, Mucorales, Mucoraceae. Bases 1 to 882 code for a protein of 293 amino acids. The transcript has 3 exons.